Tympanuchus pallidicinctus (lesser prairie-chicken) is the source of this 1849-nucleotide messenger RNA. RefSeq names its product charged multivesicular body protein 2B (gene CHMP2B). The transcript is spliced from 6 exons. NCBI's taxonomy places the organism in Eukaryota, Metazoa, Chordata, Aves, Galliformes, Phasianidae. Gene Ontology annotation, biological process: late endosome to vacuole transport; endosome transport via multivesicular body sorting pathway; protein transport. The coding region runs from base 115 to 759 and encodes 214 amino acids. The record is from RefSeq and is a predicted model, not a curated record. Gene Ontology annotation, cellular component: multivesicular body; ESCRT III complex.
GGGAGGAGGAGCCGGGCGCUGUGAGCUGUCGGGCCGCUUCCUGGUCACCUGAGGAGGAGGAAGGAGCCCGCUGAGGCUCAGGGGUCUCCGGCGGGCUCGGGACCGGGCGCCAGCAUGGCUUCGCUUUUUAAGAAGAAGACUGUGGACGAUAUAAUAAAGGAGCAAAACCGAGAGCUAAGAGGUACGCAGAGGACUAUAACCAGAGAUAGAGCAGCACUUGAAAAACAGGAAAAACAGCUGGAAUUGGAGAUAAAAAAAAUGGCUAAGACUGGUAAUAAGGAAGCCUGCAAAGUUCUGGCCAAACAGCUUGUACAACUGCGGAAACAGAAAAAUCGAACGUAUGCUGUUAGUUCUAAAGUCACUUCUAUGUCAACUCAAACAAAAGUCAUGAACUCGCAGAUGAAGAUGGCUGGAGCUAUGUCAACUACAGCAAAAACAAUGCAAGCAGUUAAUAAGAAAAUGGAUCCACAAAAGACACUACAAACUAUGCAGAAUUUCCAGAAGGAAAAUAUGAAGAUGGAAAUGACUGAAGAAAUGAUUAAUGAUACUUUAGAUGAUAUUUUUGAUGCUUCUGAUGAAGAGGAGGAGAGCCAGGAUAUUGUUAACCAAGUGCUUGAUGAGAUAGGAAUUGAAAUCUCUGGAAAGAUGGCCAAAGCUCCAUCUGCUGCCAGAGGUUUACCAUCUGCAUCAACAUCAAAAGCUGCUACCAUAUCAGAUGAGGAGAUUGAACGACAGCUCAAAGCUUUGGGAGUUGAUUAACUUGAUGGCAAUAGUCUGCCUUCUAAUUGUUCAGCUGCAGACAGAUGUAAAAAGUGCAAAUACUUUGUCAAUGCAACUGAUGCCUAGGAAAACUCUGAAGCUGCAGAAAUGAUAUCUUCAAACUGAUACUCUGAAGGGAGAAGGAGACCACUCUGAAUCAACUGAUAGGGAGAAUAACACUUGCUGUGUCCAUUGCAUGCCAUUGUCUUGAGCAGUGGACUGGGUAGGGAUGUAGCUCUAAUGAUAAAUUUAUACACGGUCUGAAUUCAUUCUCUGUUGAAUUCAAAGUUUUCUUCUCAGUUCCUUUUCUGUCCUUAAAAUUGGCAGUUCUGUAGCUGGUGGUGUUAUCUCCUAGGAUAGCACCUGUAUAAUAUAUAUCAUUUUUAUAAAUCUAUUCCUAUAGAAGAAUUAUUAGUCUGUCAUCUUGGCAGAAACGAAACUUCACCUUUACUCUUAGCUGAAAUUAUUUUGUUUUGAUGAGAAAUAGCCUUGAAAGUCCAGCAAUUUAGGCAGAAAGAAAAAGCAGUUUAUGCACUUGUUUCAAGUUUCUGCAGUAACUUUUAGUUGACUAAAUAGUUGAUUAUUCUUUUUGUCAAAGGAGAAGGAUACAGUCGUGCAGUUAAUUCUACUGGGAAGGGAUUUAGAUAUUAGUGAACUUCAAUGCAUGAAAGGCACUGAUUGAACUCUAUUGUACUGUAACCUAACAGUAUUCCUGUGCCUUUAUGUAUAUAAAUCUAGUAUUCUGGAUUAUUUUUUUUCCAGGAUGAGUCAUUGAAAGGAGAGUGAAAUAUAAGACAGUUUCCACAAAACAUUAUGGCAAGAGCUCUGAUCAGCCUUAGUGAUGUUUAGAAAUGUACCUGUUCAGAAAUGCUACUUCUACAUCUGCAAAAAGGACACUUGCCUGAAACAUUUGUAUAUAUUUUACAGUAUUUCUUAAUGGGAGGUAACUGUGCAUAGUUGAGUUUAUUAAGAUAUAAUUGAGCACACUGAUUAUAAACUAAAUCUAAUUCUCAGUUACGAGGACAAUUUUGGAUGAUACAUGAUAAUUACUUGUCAAAACACUACAAUAAAAGCAUUCUACUUCCAUUAA